AUGUGGUUCUUAGAAGCUGAUGAACUCGCUGCUAAACUUGAUGAGGACCAAAAGCGUACUCUGCCACUGCCUGGUCAAGUGGAUGUCAUCAACGGAGGCCCUCCAUGUCAGGGAUUUUCUCGUAUGAACUGGUACAGCCAAAGGCCAUGGAGUAAAAUUCAGUGUCAAACGAUAUUAACAUUCUUGUCCUUUGCUGAUUAUUUCCGGCCAAGUUACCUUCUCCUGGAGAACGUGAGGGCCUUUGUCUCAUAUAGUAAAGGGCAUAUGUUUAGACUCACUCUGGUUUCUCUUCUCGAAAUGGGUUACCAGCUAGUACGAACGUCUUCAAGUUACAAACCUUGCUUAAGCUUCAAGAAAGCUUGCUUUUCGACCUGGUCCUCUACUAGACGAGGUUCCAGCGGAAGGUUUGUAGGACUGCGAGACGUAGGUGAACGUGUGGAGGAGGAGAGAAACGUCGAGUGGUUAGGGAUCCGGUGA
Eruca vesicaria subsp. sativa (arugula) is the source of this 477-nucleotide messenger RNA. Lineage: Eukaryota; Viridiplantae; Streptophyta; Magnoliopsida; Brassicales; Brassicaceae. The record is from the annotation of a GenBank genome assembly.